CCAGGCCUGGGCUCAGAGAGCUGCGAACUUCUGAGGCAGCGGCUGGGCGGGUGCAAGGGGCAUGUGGGGGUACUUGUGCUUCCUGUGCCGCCCUCUGGGGCCUGCCUGGGGCUGGGGCUGAGCAGACAGACCAGGAGCUCUCGAGGUGUCUGGAGGCCCAGUGAGUCCCAGACCCAGGAGGCCCAAGGAGCUGGAGGUGACUCUGAGGCAGCAAGACCCCAGAGGAAGGGUGCGAGUCCCACAGACAACUCUUCAGCACCCCAGGCUGGGCUCCUGUUAGGAGGGGGUGCCUGUGCCCAGGCAGCGGCUCAGAGGCAGCUGCUCCAUGCAGAAUUAAAGUUGGUCCUGCAGCAGAAGGGAGAGAGAAAGCAGGAGCCUGGUGCCCAGGUGACUUCCAGCAGCGCCAUGGAGGUCAGAAGCCGGAGUGCUGAGGAGCUGAGGAGGGCGGAGUUGGUGGAGAUCAUCGUGGAGACGGAGGCGCAGACUGGGGUCAGCGGUAUCAACGUAGCGGGCGGCGGGAAGGAAGGAAUCUACAUCCGUGAGCUGCGGGAGGACUCGCCCGCUGCUAGAAGCCUCAGCCUGCAAGAAGGGGACCAGCUGCUCAGCGCCCGCGUGUUCUUUGAGAACUUCAAGUACGAGGACGCAUUACGUCUGCUGCAAUGCGCCGAGCCUUACAAGGUCUCCUUCUGUCUGAAGCGCACUGUGCCCACCGGGGACCUGGCGCUGAGGCCUGGGACCGUGUCUGGCUACGAGAUCAAGGGCCCACGGGCCAAGGUGGCCAAGCUGAACAUCCAGAGUCUGUCCCCUGUGAAGAAGAAGAAGAUGGUGGUGCCUGGGGCCCUGGGGGCCCCUGCAGAUCUGGCCCCUGUUGACGUCGAAUUCUCCUUCCCCAAGUUCUCCCGUCUGCGUCGGGGCCCCAAAACCGAGGCUGUCAAGGGUCCUGUCCCAGCUGCUCCCACCCGCCGGCGCCUCCAGCUACCUCGGUUGCGAGUCCGAGAAGUGGCCGAAGGGGCCCAGGCAGCCCUGCUGGCAGCCGCUGCUGCUCCCCCGCGGAAGGCCAAAGCAGAAGCUGAGGUGGCAGCAGGGGCCCGUUUCACAGCGCCCCAGGUGGAGCUGGUUGGGCCGAGCCUGCCAAGCAUGGAGGUGGGUGUCCCCCAGGUCCCAGCCCCCAAAGGACGGGGAGAGGAGGCCCCAGCAGCAGAAGCAGCCACUGGCUUUGCCCUGCACCUGCCAACCUUUGGGCUAGGAGCCCCUGCUGCCCCUGCUGUGGAGCCUGCAGCUGUAGGGAUUCAGGUUCCCCAAGUGGAGCUGCCCACCUUGCCCUCACUGCCCACUCUGCCCACACUACCUUAUCUGGAAACCCGAGAAGGGGCCGCAGCGGCACUGACGGUCCCCACCCUGGAUGUGGCAGCACCUACCGUGGGGGUGGACCUGGCCUUACCGGGCGCAGAGGUGGAGGCCCGAGAAGAGGUGCCUGAGGUGGCCCUGAAGAUGCCCCGCCUCAGUUUCCCCCGCUUCGGGGCUCGAGCAAAGGAAGUAGCUGAGGUCAAGGCAGCUAAGGGCAGCCCUGAGGCCAGGGUGAAGGGACCUAGGCUCCGAAUGCCCACCUUCGGGCUUUCUCUCCUGGAACCCCGGCCCACUGCCCCUGAAGCCGCUGUUGAGAGCAAGCUGAAGCUGCCUACCAUCAAGAUGCCCUCCUUUGGCAUCGGGGUCUCGGCACCUGAGGUCAAGGCGCCCAAGGUCCCUGAAGUCAAGCUCCCGAAAGUGCCCGAAGCAGCCCUUCCAGAAAUGCAGCUCCGAGAGAUGGUGUUUCCAAAAGUGUCGGAGAUGAAACUCCCAAAGGUGCCAGAGGUGGCGGUGCCGGAGGUGCGGCUUCCGGAGGUCCAGCUGCCGAAAGUCUCUGAGAUGAAGCUCCCGGAGAUGAAGCUCCCGGAGAUGAAAGUUCCCACAAUGAAAGUCUCUGAGAUGAAGCUCCCCGAGAUGAAGCUCCCCGAGAUGAAAGUUCCCACAAUGAAAGUCUCUGAGAUGAAGCUCCCCGAGAUGAAGCUCCCCGAGAUGAAAGUUCCCACAGUGAAAGUCCCUGAGGCAAAAGCCCCAAAGGUGCCAGAGAUGAAACUCCCUGAAAUGAAGCUCACAAAGGUGCCCGAGAUGGCUGUGCCUGAGGUGAGGCUCCCAGAGGUGCAGCUGCCGAAAGUCUCUGAGAUGAAGCUCCCCAAGGUGCCAGGGAUGGCUGUGCCCGAUGUACCCCUCCCAGAGGUGCAGCUGCCCAAAGUGUCAGACAUGAAGCUCCCCAAGGUGCCCGAGUUGGUCGUGCCUGAUGUGCCCCUCCUGGAGGUGCAGCUGCCCAAAGUGUCAGACAUGAAGCUCCCCAAGGUGCCUGAGGUGGCCGUGCCCGAUGUGCCCCUCCCGGAGGUACAGCUGCCCAAAGUGUCAGAGAUGAAGCUCCCCAAGGUGCCUGAGUUGGUCGUGCCUGAUGUACCCCUCCUGGAGGUGCAGCUGCCGAAAGUGUCAGAGAUGAAGCUUCCGAAAGUGCCUGAGAUGGCUGUGCCUGAUGUGCGACUCCCGGAGGUGCAGCUGCCAAAAGUGUCAGAGAUGAAGCUCCCCAAAGUGCCCGAGAUGGCUGUGCCCGAUGUGCCCCUCCUGGAGGUGCAGCUGCCAAAAGUGUCAGAGAUGCGGCUGCCAGAAAUGCAGGUGCCAAAGGUCCCAGAGGUACAGCUUCUGAAGGUACCUGAAGGGAAGCUGCCCAAGGCUCCAGAGGUACAGCUCAAAGUUGGCAGGGCAGAGAAGGCAGAGGGGAUGGAAUUUGGCUUCAAGAUGCCCAAGAUGACCCUGCCCAAGCUGGGGAGGGCAGUGUCCCCACCAAGAGGCAAGCCAGGUGAGGAAAAAGCUGAAGUCUCAGGGAAGCUGGUGACACUCCCCUGUCUGCAGCCAGAGGUGGACCUCGGGGCUCAGGUGGGUGUCCCCUCGCUCACACUGCCCUCAGUGGAGCUGGACCUGCCAAGGGCACUCAGCCUGGAGGGGCAGGUCCCAGAGGCCAAAGUGGGCAAGGUAGACUGGGCAGAAGGCAAGGUGGCAGCAGGGGUCGGGGAAGGGGCCUUCCGGAUGCCCUCUGUUGAGCUUGUCACUCCACAGCUGCCCACAGUGGAAGGCGAGGAAGGGCGGGUAGAGGCGAUGGAGAUGAAAGUGAAACCUACCUCCAAGUUCUCCCUGCCCAAGUUUGGACUCUCGGGGCCAAAGGUGGCCAAGGCAGAGGCUGAGGGGGCCGGGCGAGCCACCAAGCUGAAGGUGUCUAAGUUCGCCAUCUCACUCCCCAAGGCUCGGGUGGGAACUGAGGCUGAAACUAAAGGGGUGGGGGAGGCGGGCCUGCUGCCCGCCCUCGAUCUGUCCAUCCCUCAGCUCAGCCUGGAUGCCCAUCUGCCCACAGGCAAGGUGGAGGUGGCAGGGGCCGAUUUCAAGCUCAAGGGGCCCAGGCUCGCCCUGCCCAAGUUUGGGGUCAGAGUCCGGGACACUGAGGCUGGAGAACUGGUGCCAGGGGUGGCUGAGGUGGAGGGCAAGGGCUGGGGUUGGGAUGGGAGGGUGAAGAUGCCCAAACUGAAGAUGCCCUCCUUUGGGCUGGCUCGAGGGAAGGAGGUAGAAAUCCAGGGUGCGCGUGUCAGCCCUGGGGAAAAGGCAGAGUUUAUGGCCGGCCAGCUUAAGAUCCCCGAGGUGGAGCUGGUCACACUGGGGGCCCAGGAGGAAGUAGGGGCGGAAGGAGGGGUGGCCGUCAGUGGGGCACGGUUGCCGGGCCUGCAAGUGUCCACCACUAGGCAGACAGGCACGGAGGGCCAGGAGGGGGUGCUGAGGAUGCCCCUGGGCAUCUCCCUGCCCCAAGUGGAGCUGACCGGCUUCAGUGAGACGGGCCUAGGCGCCACCUCAGGGCAGCAGGUCGAGAGCACAGUCCCUUCGGCAGAGGGCACAGCAGGCUACAGGGUCCAGGUGCCUCAGGUGACCUUGUCUCUGCCCGGAGCCCAGGUGGCAGGUGGUGAGCUGGUGGUGGGAGAGGGCAUCUUCAAGAUGCCUGCUGUGACAGUGCCCCAGCUUGAGCUGGAUGUGGGGCUCAACCGAGAGGCACAGGUGGGCGAGGCAGUCACAGGCGAAGGUGGGCUAAAGCUGAAGAUGCCCACACUGGGGGCCAGAGCUGGGGCUGGAGUUGAGGGGCCUGGGGACCAGCCCACAGAGGCCCAACGAACCUUCCACCUCUCACUGCCCGACGUGGAGAUCGCGCCCCCGGCCAUGGGCGGCCACGCUGAGUACCAGGUGGUAGAGGGUGAGGGAGACGCGGGACACAAGCUCAAGGUGCGGCUGCCGCGGCUCGGCCUGGUGCGGGCCAAGGAGGGGGUCGAGGAGGGCGACAAGGCCAAGAGCCCGAAGCUCAGACUGCCCCGCGUGGGCUUCAGCCAGAGCGAGGCUGCCACUGGCGAAGGCUCCCCCAGCCCCGAGGAGGAGGAGGAAGAGGAGGGCAGUGGGGAAGGGGCCUCUGGCCGCCGAGGCCGCCUCCGAGUUCGCUUGCCCCGUGUGGGCCUCUCCACUUCCUCCAAGGCCUCUCGGGGGCAGGAGGGUGAGGCAGCCUCCAAGUCCCCCGGUGGGGAGAAGUCCCCCAAGUUCCGCUUCCCCAGGGUGUCCCUGAGCCCCAAGGCUCGGAGCGGGAGCAGGGACCGAGAAGAGGGUGGAUUCCGGGUCCGACUGCCCAGCGUGGGGUUCACGGAGACAGGGGCUCCAGGCCCCGCCAGGAUGGAGGGGGCUCAGACUGCAGUCGUCUGAAGCCCCCGGGCAGAGGGAGACUCCACUCCUGUGUUCCCGUCCCCACCCCUUGUUUUGUGUGUGAAGUAACCAGCACUAACCCUCAGAGGGCCGGGAAGGAGGUGACUGAUGUGGAAGGGCCUGGAGGCCUCAGACCGGCUCAUUGGCGAGAGUGCCUGUGUGUUGCCAAGCCAUGUGAAUAAAUAAUCCAGGGGUA
Messenger RNA from Phyllostomus discolor (pale spear-nosed bat), 4996 nucleotides. It is a transcript of the gene PRX, whose product is annotated as periaxin. Gene Ontology annotation, biological process: peripheral nervous system myelin maintenance; regulation of RNA splicing. Lineage: Eukaryota; Metazoa; Chordata; Mammalia; Chiroptera; Phyllostomidae. The coding region runs from base 406 to 4800 and encodes 1464 amino acids. The transcript has 8 exons. Gene Ontology annotation, molecular function: protein binding. Gene Ontology annotation, cellular component: nucleus; cytoplasm. The record is from RefSeq and is a predicted model, not a curated record.